Molecule: messenger RNA, 1747 nt
Organism: Exophiala mesophila
Lineage: Eukaryota; Fungi; Ascomycota; Eurotiomycetes; Chaetothyriales; Herpotrichiellaceae
Exons: 2
Coding region: 114-1199 (361 amino acids)
Biological process (GO): cell wall mannoprotein biosynthetic process; protein O-linked glycosylation; protein N-linked glycosylation
Cellular component (GO): Golgi apparatus; membrane
Molecular function (GO): alpha-1,2-mannosyltransferase activity
Source: RefSeq, a predicted model, not a curated record
UCAAUGUCAUGCUUCUAAACCCGGCGCAAUCUACAACUCAACUUUUCCCAUCCUGUUGACGGCAAGCAAUGUCACUCCCUCCACCUGCGCAUGGGUGAUACGCUCUACGCAAAAUGGCUGUCGCACGACCCAUCAGAUUCCUCGGCGUCGGCUGCGUCGCCCUCGCCUUCUUCCUCAUCUUCCAGUAUCUGCGCCCUGCCCCAACCAUUCCUCCCCCUGGCGUUGUCGUCGGAAAUGGCGACAAGAUCGAGUCCAUGGACCGAGAUCCUCUGCUAGACCCCAUCGGCGAACCUGAUGGUCACCUAUGGCGCCACACUGAACACGACUAUAGCCCCAAUAAUGCAAACUCCCCACGCAUCAAUGCCACCCUCCUCUCCCUUGUCCGAAACGAAGAACUCGGCCAACUAAUCCCUACGAUGAAACAACUCGAGGCCACCUGGAAUCACAAGUACAACUACCCCUGGACCUUCUUUAAUGACGUCCCCUUCACCGACGAAUUCAAGAAACGCACACAGGAGGUCACCACUGCAAAGUGUGAAUAUCAUAUCAUCCCCAAAGAGCACUGGGAGAUGCCCAGCUGGGUCAGCCAGGAGCUCUAUGAAGAAUCUGCAAAGAUCCUGAAAGAAAACAACGUCCAGUAUGCUGGUAAGGUCAGUUACCACCAGAUGUGUCGUUGGAACAGUGGGAUGUUCUACCGACAUCCAGCCCUCGACAACAUGCAGUACUACUGGCGUGUAGAGCCUAAUGUCAAGUUCUUCUGCGAUGUCGACUACGACGUCUUCCGAUACAUGCAGGACAACAAUAAGACUUACGGAUUCAAUAUCAACCUUUUCGAUUCACCUGAAUCUAUCCCUUCUCUGUGGCCUGAGACCAUCAAAUUCCUCGCGGCUCACCCUGAAUACAUCCAUGAAAACAACGCCAUGGCCUGGCUUGUUGAUAGCACCCGCCGUCCCGACAACAACAUCAAAGCCCACGGGUAUAGCACUUGCCACUUCUGGUCUAACUUUGAAAUCGCCGACCUUUCCUUCUGGCGCAGUCAGAAAUACGAAGAUUACUUUACCCAUCUCGAUCGCACCGGUGGCUUCUUCUAUGAACGAUGGGGCGAUGCUCCUGUACACAGCAUCGCUCUUGGCUUGUUCGAGGAUGCUCGCAAUAUUCACUGGUUUGAUCCCCUCGCUGCCCGGUCUCUCUUAUCGUAGCUGAUCAUCUCUAUAGGUUCAAAGAUAUCGGGUACAACCAUAUCCCCUUCCUCAAUUGCCCCAACUCGCCAAAGUGCCACGGCUGUGAACCGGGCAAGUUCUACGCAGGAGAAUCGUGGCUGCAACGGGAAGAUUGCCGCCCCCUAUGGUUCAAAUAUGUUGGCACAGGAUGAGCCUGUAAUCUAUGGCGUUGAGGAUGCUUGUGGCAAGACCACAUGUGAAUGGGCUUUUUGACGUGUACAAUCAUCAUGACCUGCUCUUUGAAAAAAAAAUUCCCACUUGACUUGAUCGGAACUUUGCAGGCCUUGGGUCUAUCAAGAUGUGGUCAUUGUUGGCUUGACAGACCGUGGGGAAAAUGUAUUCUGGACACUGGAACAAGAUAGACCAAUUCAUCAACUACUGUGAUGCUUUGACUCCGUCUGAGGAACCCUGGCCCAUUCAUAGCUCAUCGUCUUCGCUGGCCGUCUCUUCAUCAGCUUCGUCAUCAAUCGACGUCGACUCAGGAGCCCUCGAGCUUGGUUCUUGUCCCACCAGUUGCUUAUCCCCGC